Molecule: messenger RNA, 762 nt
Organism: Serpula lacrymans var. lacrymans S7.9
Lineage: Eukaryota; Fungi; Basidiomycota; Agaricomycetes; Boletales; Serpulaceae
Exons: 5
Coding region: 25-627 (200 amino acids)
Source: RefSeq, a predicted model, not a curated record
GUUCGAGUUCAUGUGCUUUAUACGAUGGCGAAAGAACCGCAAUCCAAAGAUAUGCAAGACUGCAUAAAACUCCUUCGGGAGAUGACCACUAUGAUUGAUCCCACCGAUGACUUCCUCACGAUAACCGCUGCAGAAGAACGGAUGAAGAUCAAUCAUGCGAAAGGCAAACAAGAAAUCGAUGAAGCUUAUGCAAACAUGAAAGCUCUCUCUCGUGUUCUCGAGGGAGCGCGUAAAUCGUCCACUAGACCGUCAUCAGUUCCAACAGCUGAGCAACAUGCUGCCCAGCUGAAUGAUCUGGAUGCUACUCGGCUCUCUCUCGCCAAGGCUAUACGUGACGCGGAAGGCUCACUUUCGAGCAAGGAGGCUGAGCUUGCCGCUCUCAAAGAAGAAGCCCAUGCGUUGGAAGAGCUGGAUCCCGCACAGGAGCAUCAGCGAGAGCUAGAUGGUGCUACCUUGCGCUUGAAGAUAUAUAGAGCAAUAGGGUUUGAUCCUGUCGUGGACGAGGACGGUGCAGGGACAAAAAUGCUUAUCCGUGGCCAGUCUGGUGACGUUUACUCGGUUCCAGAAGACCGCAACAGAUCCGCAUACGAAGACGCGAACCUUCUCUGGAAACUCGCUUCGACAUAACUUCUCGAAAUACCUCUGUAGCCCUUAGUGCGACUGUCCGUCCUUGUAGGAUUAUUAGCAAGCUUAAUACCUGGUCAUAAUACUGUAUUAUCCAUGUCGUUCUUAUUUUGAGCAAUUAACUGUGUCCCGGGAUAA